Prosopis cineraria is the source of this 1987-nucleotide messenger RNA. RefSeq lists its product as uncharacterized. The record is from RefSeq and is a predicted model, not a curated record. Lineage: Eukaryota; Viridiplantae; Streptophyta; Magnoliopsida; Fabales; Fabaceae. The transcript has 5 exons. The coding region runs from base 951 to 1616 and encodes 221 amino acids.
UCCAACUUCAAGAAAUCGAACCUUUAUUGAUAAGUGAUGCUCUCAUUUCCUCUUUCAUCUCUCGUCUUUUUUAGUUUCAUGUUUCAUAUCAAUCCUUGCUGUUGCGGGCUCUUUCUUAAUUUCUCAACGUUUUUUUUUUGCACUCUCGUUUGUGUUGCUUGUAUUUCCUCAUUUCUGCGCUUUAUUUUCCUGGUUUUGUGAUAUUUCUUCGAGAAGAAAAGUAAAAAAAAAAAAAAAACUGCUCUUUCAAUUUGUCACUGCCUUUAUCUCCCAAAAAAAAAAAAACAGAAAAGAAAAAGAUGGGAAGUUACUCCGCCCCUCUGUUUUCAUUUUCUCAGUUGGACUCCUUUCUUGUCUUGUUGAUGUUCCUUUCAUGUUUGAUUUCACAAGUUCAUCAUCUUUCAGAUCAGUUUAUGGUUGUUUUUGAUUCGUGUGAAGCAUCUGUUUCUUAAGGUUGUUCUGAACACCAUAAAAGGAUGUAGUCUCAUGCUUGAUCUGUGUUGGAACACUAAGGAAAGCUGAUUAAUCGCUGGUGGUUGAUCGGAGGCUUAUAGAUCUUCAAAUUGUGCAAAGAUUCACAUCUCUAUUAUUGAGAAUAUAUUGUUUGAUUCUAGAAGUUGCUUCCAAAGAUGUCGUCAAAAGAUGACGAGUCCGGAAGGGGUAAAAAGGCCCUUGGUGCUAUAGUAUUCACCACCGGUAGCAGUGAUUAAUCCCUUCGUCGCGGGGUCUCUCACAAGAAAGCAAACGGCUAGCUAUAGAGUGCUUUUCAUUAACAUAAGUGAGAAAUUAAACCUCCCAUCACAUGUUUAAAGGAUGAAACGAAUUUGAUGUCUUUUUAAAUCCCACUAGGGGCGACGAUUGGAACACCAGAGCCCGCCAAUACCAGGAAAAGAGCUGGGCUCAUCCAAGAGCAAGUUCCCAAUAAGUAGCGUCCUCUUGUCACGGUUCAUAUGACUGGGUCCGCGAGGAAAAAGAUGUCUGAGUCAACUGAGGAUCCCAUUCCUACAAAGGAAGAAAUUGAUCUGCUAUGUCUGAUGAGGAUGAGGGAUUUUUUAUGCCUCAUCUUGAGCUACCCCAUGAAGCUUGACUAUGAUGAAAUGUUUCUGAAGUCAUGGAUGUCCCAAGUUUCAAUGUCAAGAGACCAAUAUUGUUCGCAGGAAAGGCUCCAACAUCUUGUGUCUGAAAGUCCACUGAAAUAUGUGAAAGGGAUAAUACCAGAGGACAUAACAGAAGAGAUUAAGAAUGAUGGUAGCAUCAUCUUCAACAAAAGCGACUCAAAGGAGCUUGCUACUGCUACCAGCAAAGACCCACCACCCAAUCAUGUGCCUCAACCCAUUCUUGACUUGGCUACUCGUCUUGCUGUUCACCAACUGGCUCAGACUUUUUCUCCAGAAAGCCGUGUUAACUCAUUUUAUUGGAUGGGAGUUGUAUGCUUGUCAACGAGAAAUGAUGCAGAAAAACGAAAUGUCGUGGAAGAGAUCAAAGCAAAUUGUCAGAUCAGCGAGACAUUUGAGAGUCUCCGAAUCAUUCAUCUUAGUGAGACCGAUGAAAUUGAUGAUGCUUCAAUGAUUCGGUAUCUAUCGACUACUAGUGCAGAGUCUUUUAAGAAAGAUUAGGAAUUUGAAGUUUUAGAGCUCCCGGGGGAAAAUAAAAGGCACGGAAAUUUGGUGCUUCUAGUGGAUAGGGAUGGUGACAAAAGAGUAGACCUUCGAAAGUUGCCACGUGUAGCAUAUUUUGGGGGUGGUGUUGUAAUCAUAACAACAGAAUCAUUGCACUCCAAAAUGUUUGAUUGGCUUACAAUGUGGAUGUUAGUAUUAGGACAGAGGAUCAUGUUCUGCCUUGGGAAGUCUUCUGCAAGAAUAUAGGCAAAGGGCUUGUAUGCUCAUCAGGUGACAUCCAGAGGGUUGCAGCGCAGAUCGUUGAGGAGUGUGAUGGCCAUCUUCAUGACAUUGUCUAUGUAGCAGAGUUGUUGAAAGAUGUGGGAGAU